Molecule: messenger RNA, 840 nt
Organism: Colossoma macropomum (tambaqui)
Lineage: Eukaryota; Metazoa; Chordata; Actinopteri; Characiformes; Serrasalmidae
Exons: 6
Coding region: 76-840 (254 amino acids)
Source: RefSeq, a predicted model, not a curated record
AAGACCUGCGCUCAGGUCCACCUGAGCGUUCUGUGAACUGCACAGUGAACGAUCUUUAAUUUCACAGUCUGAAACAUGAAGAAAAUGAUAUUUUACAGCAUUGAGUGUUGGACUUUGUGGCUCUCUGUGUGGCAAGUUUUAUGCAUAAGUGGCGAAAGUAAAUGCAAAAACAAAAUUUUAAGCAGCAUCAGCGUAACCACUGAGCUGCAGUCUGAUGUUCUGCUGCCGUGUAACUUUGAAGCGACCCUACUCGGAUCAAACAAGACUGCAGAUAUAGCAGCAGUGUGGAGUCAGAGGAAUAUAACAGCAGAUAAUCUAGUGGAGAUCAGUCUGCAGGGUGAAGUACAGUUCUGGAAUAACAGAGGUGGACGUAUUAAACCGUUCCCCAAACUCUCAGAAUCUGGAAACUUCUCCAUCCUCCUCCGUAAUGUACAGCAGUCUGAUCUGGGUCUCUACCGCUGUGAGCUGCAUGAGGGAAUCAACUGCAUGAUCGCUUAUCAGGAAAUUGUCUUGCACACAGUACAAGAGUCACAUGACAACAGCGCUUGGCCGCAGAACUGGCCCUUCAUAGCAGGAGGAGGAGGAGCUGUCAUUCUCAUUCUGCUUGUGGUUUCUCUGUAUUGCACACAGCGGACAUGCAAAAACAGAUCAAAUGAGUCAAUAUAUGCAAACACCGGGUAUAAACAGAGGAAAGCCAUAGAGCUCAAUGAAGGCCAAAGCAGCAGAAAGCCACCUGCAUCUAAAACCAAGGCUAAUGUGAAGAAUCCUGAGAAUCGCAGUAACCUCUAUGCCAACCGUUGUAUGGGAGCUGGUGAUAUUUACGUUAAUGAACUGUGCUGA